AUGGCUCAGAAACGUAAAAGGUGUUCCUUAUCGGUCGCAGAAAAGCGAAACAUCAUUAAUUAUGUUGACCAAAAUCCCAUGACGAAAAAAUUAGACAUAGCUAAUAAGUUCGGGAUUCCCGCAAGUACAUUGGCUACAAUUUUAAAAUCUAAAGAUAAGUUUUCAGAAGAAAGUGGUUUGAAUGUAAACAGUAAAAGAUUAAAAUCAUGCGAGUUCAAAGACGAAAAGGCUCAGCGGUUUGCAGUAGAAUUGGGACAUGAAGGGUUCCGUGCUAGCAACGGGUGGCUUCAAAAUUUCAAAAAACGAAACGAGGUUGUUUUUCCAAAAAUAUGCGGUGAAAGUGGUAGUGUUAAUGAACAAGUAUGUGAUGAUUGGAAAGACAAACUGGCAGAGCUGACCACCGGAUACGAUCCCGAAGACAUCUUUAACGCCGAUGAAACUGGACUAUUCUAUAAAUGUUUACCUGACAAAACCUUAUCAUUCAAAAGCGAUAAAUGUAAUGGUGUGAAAAACAGUAAACUUCGCUUAACAGUACUGCUGGGAACAAAUUGUACUGGGACUUACAAAUUAAAGCCACUCAUCAUCGGAAAAUAUCAAAAACCGCGAUGUUUUAUGAAUGUCAAUAAUCUGCCAACAGAUUACACGUCCAACCAUAAGGCUUGGAUGACCAGUGAUGCUUUUUGCAAUUGGCUUAAAAGUCUGGAUAAAGAGAUGAAGAAAAAAAACAAAAAAAUUCUAAUGUUCAUCGAUAAUUGUACUGCACACGGAGAAAUUCCUAACCUGAAAAAUAUAAAAAUAAAGUACUUACCUCCAAAUACCACUUCAAAACUACAACCACUGGAUCAGGGCAUCAUCCAAAGCUUCAAAAUGCAUUAUAGGAAGGAAGUUGUCAGACGAUUUCUUGCUGAUGUUGAACGUCAAACACCAACUACAAUUGACGUUUUACAAGCCAUGUGGAUGAUCGCCAAAGCUUGGAAUUUAGUCACUGAAAAGACCAUUGCAAACUGCUUCAAGAAAAGUGGGUUUAAAGUAACAUGCGAAGAUGAGGAGGACGAUUUACCAGUCGCAGAACUUGCUAGGACCUGGCAAAAAGUUCAAGAAGAAUUACACCUUCAAGAGAUUGACUUCGAAGACUUCGUUACCUUUGAUAAUGAUUUGGCCAUCUGUGGGGAACUAACUGAUGCUGACAUCGUCACAUCUGUGUUGCCAGUUACUAAUGCAGAUGCGGAUGAAGACGAGGAAGAAGAGGGUGAAAUUGAUGAGCAUAACUUCACAAUAAAAGAUGCUUAA
Pieris macdunnoughi is the source of this 1290-nucleotide messenger RNA. Lineage: Eukaryota; Metazoa; Arthropoda; Insecta; Lepidoptera; Pieridae. The record is from the annotation of a GenBank genome assembly.